ACGAAACGUCGCGACGGCGUCUUGAGCAUGGACGAUCCGGCAAUCCAGGCGCGGCGGCAUGUGACCUCCUCCGAGCACAUUCGCAUGCCACAGAUCCAGAGUCCGCUGCGCCGAGCGGUGUCCCAACCGAGUAUGCCCGGUGACGACCGACCGGAGAGCCUGCUACCAGACGAGAGCUUGUUCUUCACCCGUCCACCUGGCAAACCUCUGUCGGUGUGGGGCAGCAACGACGAUGACAACACAGACUGCCCCAACUACCAUGGGUCCAUUAAAACGUACUCGAAGAAGCGCCCGCGGUCGCCCAGCGUCAACUCGAAGCUCAAGCCCAUUUCAAACGACAUGAAAAGUCCACGACGCAUGCGAUCAUUUCUGCUCAACUUUCUCGCAGACGACGUCGGCACGUUUCGGACUGAGAUCAAUCUGUAUCAACAUGCCGUCGACAGCGGCCUCGCCGUCACCGACGCCACCGUCCAGGAAGUUGCCCACCUCGUACCAGGUCUGACAAGCCUCGAGCUGAGCAACUGCAUCGACGUCACGGACGCUGGCAUUUGGUCCGUGGCGCGGCACUGCCCCGGGCUUACCGGCAUCUACCUGAGCAAGUGUGAGAAAAUCACCGACCUGGGCUUGCGCGUGCUUGCCCAUCAGUGCCGUCUUGUCACGGUCGACUUGACAGACUGCGGGCAAAUCGGAGACUUGGCUCUUGCCACCCUUGCCGCCGGCUGCUGGACCAUCGAAACGCUCGUCCUUGCGCGAUGCGUCGCCAUCACUGACGCCGGUAUUGCCAAGAUUGCCCAAUGCUGCAAAAGCUUGACGCACUUGGACGUAUCCGAAUGUGCGCACGUUGGUGAAUUCGGCGACAAGGCGCUGGUGGAGCUCGGGAAAUGGUGCAGUCGUCUACGGCAUCUGGACUUGUUUGGGUGUCGCCACGUACGGGACAUGGGCGUCCGUGCCGUUGCUGCCGGGUGUCCGCACUUGUCGACGCUCAAGCUCACGGGAUGCAGAGAUGUCUCGAGCGCGUCGAUUCAUGAACUGGCCGACCGGUGCCAUGCCCUGGAGCGGCUGUCUCUGGCAGGAUGUAUUCGCACGCAGAACGAUGACCUCCUCCGACUCGCGAAGUCGUGCACGUGUUUAAAGUGGCUCGACAUUAGCGGCAGUCCAAACAUCACGAACCGAGGCGUCGCCGCUCUCGCGCAGCACUGCAAAGCUCUGGAGCAUCUCAACUUGUCCCAGUGCCCGCACGUCAGCGACAAGGUUUUGCAAACCAUGGCCCAGCACAUGACGUCGAUCACGUCGCUGUCACUUGUGGACUGCGGUCGCAUCACGGAGGCCGGGAUCGACGCACUCACGACCGCAUGCACUAAGCUCUUCACACUCAACAUGACGAAUUGCCAGCAUAUUCGACGGCGGUACCUUCAUCAACUGGUCGAGCGCCUCGAGUUUGUCGACUGGUCUAGCACGUUCUUUGGCAUUGAGCCGUUGCCGAACGCCAUGGAGCUGCAAGUUCUGAAAGAGCGGCGGCUUCACAGACAAGCGAGCGCAAUCAAGAUUCAAGCUGUGAUGCGGGGAUGUUUGGCGCGAGGCGGCAUCCACGGCGCCUUACUGCGACGUGUUGUGCGCGAUGUCCUGCCCAAGAUUCAAGCACGUGUCCGGGGGUUCCUCGCGAGAGCGGCCUACCGCCGCACACGCCUUGCCAUCGUGCAGCAAACCAAGUCCUGUGUCAUACAGCGCGCCUAUCGAUAUUAUAAGGUCAAACAACUGUGCCGUCGCGCGCGUCGGCUCAUGCGGAUUCGGUUGAAUGAGGAGGCCGCGGCGUUGAUCUUUCAAAAGAUCUUUCGAGGCCAUCGCGACCGCGUCUUUGUCCACCGCAUGCGCGAUGAAUUGCGACGCAUUGCCCAGCUUGACUCACGACGUCAUGCCAUGACGGAAGUCGCCGCGAUUCGUCUCCAACGUCUCUGGCGUGGUCACAAAGGUCGCGGUGACGUCGCGUUGCGGAAGAAGCUCAUCGAGAUGCAGCGCCUCCAGGAAGCGAAAGAGCACGCAGCGGCAAGUUACUUGCAGCGCAUCUACCGCGGCCACAAUGGCCGCAAAGACUUUGCAAAACGUUUGGUCGAGCGCGAAAAAGUGCGAAUGCUUCACGCUCGCGCAUCACAGAUCCAACGGGCCCAUCGGAACCACGUGGCGUGGGAAGCGCGAAAGGUCCGGUUGGUGAAGGAGGCGGAGGCACAAAAGUUGCGGGCGGUAAUCCGCAUCCAGAAGAACUGGCGAGGGGUGCGGGAGCGCCAGUUGGGGACCAUCAUGCUCGGCCUCGUCCAAUUGCGGCGCCAGGAGGACAAAGCAGCCCGGAUUAUCCAGAGUUUGUGCCGGGGGUACGUCUCACGCAACUUCAUGAAGGCAAUGAAGAUGGUGCUGGCCGCCCAGGAGCGCCGCGACCGGAGUAUUCUGCUGCUCCAACGGAUAUUCCGGGGAUACAAGGGACGCGAGGCGGCCGAGGUCAAGUUCGAGCUGCGCAAGCUCGAGGUCGUGGCGAAACCCCUUUUCAUCAAGAUUCACACGUAUUCCGGUCGAGUGGCCGCGCUGUCAGCGAAAGUCGACGCGUUGCGGCGAUCCCUCGCGACGGAUCAAGCUGACGAAGCCGAGUUGGCACUCGAGCUGGACAAGACCAUGACGAUCAAGUCCAAGUUUCACGAUUCCGCGCGAAUCACGGGGGCCAAGCAGCGAUACUUGACGCGGUACCUGCAAGUGCAGCUCGCGGACCAGCUCCAGAAGAAGCGAAUGGCCGUGGCAGUGCACACUCGCAACCUGGAGGUUGCUGUGGGAGAAUACAGCGAGGCCGAGAAACAGCUCCGAAUUGCCAAGCGCGAGCUGCAGCCGUUGACGGAGGGCGUCGAGCGCAAGACCAAGGAGAACAGGGUGAGGAGGUUGCAAGUCAAGGUGCGGCGCGAGAAGAAGGCGGCGACGGCCAUCCAGCGUCACUUCCGAGGGUACCGCGUCCGCGCAGCGGUCGGCGAAGGCGCGAAUCGAUGGCUCGAGCUCUUUGACCCGACGACGAAUCGAAAGUACUACUACAACGCGUGGAACCAAGUUCGUCGCGAGGUGCGCCCCCUCGCUAUGGACAUCUUUGGCGAUGGCUUUGUUCAGCCGUUCCGCGCCGACGCUGCCAUGAAGGACUGGUUCCAGUGCCUCGAUGAAUUGUCGGGGUCGUUUUACUUCUACAAUUGCCGCACCCACGAGUACCGGUGGGAUGUGCCCACGUCAGAUCAAACUCGAGACGUAUUUGAAGCGCAGCCGCACGACCAGCUCACGCAGCGGUCGACGUCGCGCCGGUCCAUCGGCAAGUCGGCUUGGAAAGAGCUUGUUGACUCGGAGUCGGGGGUUGUCUACUAUCAUAACGCACAAACCGGCGAGAGCGUGUGGUCGCUGCCACCGCAGCAAGUGUACGGCGAAAACGGAGGUGGCUUAGGGCGGAGCCAGGUCUCUGUGGGAGGGAGCACGACGCGUCGGCGUCUGCGCACAGCAUCAAGCUUGAACCAGCAACCAUCCCUUCAAUGGCAGUACUAUUACGGGUACGAUGUGGCGCAUAACACUGGACUUGUGACGAAGCGAUCCGAGCCGCGCAGUCCGUGGGUCGAAAUGUUUGACGAGACGUACCAGCUCCCGUACUACCACAACGUGUUGACCCAAGAGUAUCGAUGGACGAAGCCGGACGAAUUCGACGAGCUGCUGCCGGAGGGCACGGUGCCGGGGCUAUCUCCUGGUCACGAAUGGUUUGACCACCAAGACAAGGAGCAACUGUCGUCAAGGUCGCACGUGGCCAAGCGAGAGAUCGGCGCGCAGUGGGCCGAAUACGUGGACAUAGACACGGGACAUGCGUACUAUUUCAACACCGUCACGGGAGAAACCCGGUGGAGCUUGUCGCCGCGAAGUGCCCGCGAGGACCCACCGAUCGGCGCCCAGACUCGCAUGCCCUUGACACUCAAGGCGAAGCUCGCGUCGUUCAACGCGUCGACGCCUGUCGAGUACGAUGGCAGAGGAGAUCAUGUCGCGUGGCUGUUCGAUUCGAUUGAAGCCAAGGAAUGGGUCAAGGCCGAAGGGAUCCUCGAAGAGAUCUUGGCCAAAGAGCAAGGACAGACUGGAUGGCAGUACGUUGCUGCGACGAUCAGAGAAGACGGCACACAUCAAGAAGCGUAUUGGUACAACGCGACAACGGGCGAGUCCGCUCCAGGGUAGGGAACGUGUCGGCGGCAUGGUUGGCAAGAGCCUAGCUCCACCGUCCAUAUCUCGAGCCGGUGCAGAUACUCAUCGACACCAGUAAUACAGUGGGCAUCUCGUUCCUGUUGGCGCACGAUAGUGGCUGGUGUUGUCGCAUUGACUUGGGUGAAC
Messenger RNA from Aphanomyces invadans, 4380 nucleotides. RefSeq lists its product as hypothetical. The transcript has 6 exons. Bases 28 to 4227 code for a protein of 1399 amino acids. NCBI's taxonomy places the organism in Eukaryota, Oomycota, Saprolegniomycetes, Saprolegniales, Verrucalvaceae. The record is from RefSeq and is a predicted model, not a curated record. Gene Ontology annotation, molecular function: protein binding. Gene Ontology annotation, biological process: SCF-dependent proteasomal ubiquitin-dependent protein catabolic process. Gene Ontology annotation, cellular component: SCF ubiquitin ligase complex.